CCAUUUCAUAUUGUGGGCUAAAGAUUAGAGGACGAAUGAUUCAAUUAUGAGCAUUUGGUGUUGGUAAGCCAUUUCCGUGGUGUAAAUUGUGAUGUGAAGUGGAGUUAAUAUACUGUGCAGAUGGGGUCUUUUCCGCGGCCUAGUUCACAGAUGACGCGGUACACGAACCGUGAACAGAAGGCUCUACCAUCACGGCCGAGCUCCCAGAUGACCAGAUACACGGCGAACGAUCACUUUAUGUAUGACCAUGACAACUUAAACGACCACGAAUUGACGAGGAUUGAGCGGCUGGCGCUGUCGCGGCCGAUCAGUCAGAUGACCCGCUACUCCAGCCCGCCGCCUUACUCUCGGCUCUCAAUGGUUAGCCCUACAUAUCACAGCCACCACUCGCGGGUGUCUAUGGUCAGUCCAUCGCCGCACACUCCACAGUCACGACCCGCAUCUGUCGUAUCGAGAUAUUCUAGAGCAGGGGCCACAACUCCGAAUUUCAAACUCACAAAAGGAAAUCCCAUGAAGUGCAAUGUCUGUACGAAGAAUCUAGAUUAUCAAUGGGUAUUACCUGGCCUGCACAAUUUCUGCACGCAUUGUCUAGAAGACUACAUUCUCCGCCACAGCCGCGGCAAGCACUGCCACUGCCCCAUCUGUCGGGCCGGAAUCCGCCUCCCGAAAGAAGCGAAGACGCCCAGGAAGAACGGCCGCAUGCCACUUAGUCCAAACCUUCUUAUAUGUGACGUUUGUGAUGACAGUCCGGCCUUCUUCAAAUGUUCCGAAUGUAACGAGUACUUUUGUGAGAAAUGUAACAAACUUCAUUUAAGGAUGAAAAUGUCAAAAGAUCACCAUGUGAAUAUUAUCCCUUCUAUACGUGCUGUAAACGACAAACUACGAGUACGGGUAUAUUGCGACGACCACCAGCAUGAAGAAGUUAAGUUCUUCUGUAGAAAGUGUGAUGUGCCGAUAUGUCGGGACUGUAAGGUCAUCAGUCACGAGGGUCAUCUGACCGAGCCCCUAAAAGAAGCAGUUGAUGAGCGAAAACUGCGGGUUUCCUCAGCAAUGACCACCGCUAGGGGUCACCUAGCUCGGCUCAAAGCAGAGUCUAUCGAGAUAAGAAACCGAAAAACGGCACUUGAAGACGAGACCGAGCAAACCACAAAUGACAUCAAACAACACACUCAGAAGAUCAAAGACAUCGUGGACGAACACUCCGAGCAUCUCAUACAGACGGUGCGUCAGCAACACGACGAAAAUAUCUCCAAGCUUGAUAAUUGUCUAGAGGCGGUCAGCAAUAAAAUGGAGAACACGAAGGGCACUCUGGACUCCGCCUCAAUACAGAUGGACACCUCUAACGACGUCGCCUUCCUCGCCGCUAGUGCAGAGAUCAUUGAAACCCUUAGAACCGCCGACGUGCCAUCAUUCACGGACAAACUGUGGAGGAAGCGUCACAACUUCCAGAAAGGCGGAAUAGACGAGAUUUCCCUGCACCAAGCGGUAGGGGAGCUUAAGUUUUUGGCGGAGGGGCUGUUUGUCCCACUUCCGGCAAUCGAGCUUCAGCUGUUUUCUAGUUUCGAUUGUGACCAGCACUUUCCAAGCGCUACAGCAGUCACCACCCAGUCGGACGGCAGUGCCUGGGUGUGUAACGGCUUCAAAAAUAAGAUUCAGCGGUUUGAUAUCAAAGGGAGACUACUACAGGAAGAGACGACGGAGUUUGACAUCGACGAUAUGAGCACCUUGCUGGACGGAACUGUCCUAAUGACGGAGUUCGACGGCAAGUGUAUACGCAAACUGGCUUCGAAGAAUAUUGACUCUUACUUUGCCAAGACUGAGCUGUUUCUCCGUGGAAUUUGUACGUCGCGUGACGGAACUAAUGUCGUUGUUCUCGGAAACGACGUUCCAAUCACACAAUAUAAACAAGUGCGAAACGCUAAGAUCUUGAUGUUUUCUACCACGGGUCAGCGAAUUCGUGAAAUAAAAAUCAACCGCGGCCUCAGUCUAUUUCGUGUCUGUCACACAGUGAACGGAGACUUUGUCGUCUCGUCCGGAAUUUCCGGCAAGUAUUUGGUAAUCAACUCUGAAGGCACGACCAAGUACACUUACACUGCUUCUGGUAGCGCGGACGGCGUGGCCUGUGACGCCCACGGACUUACCAUCCUCUCUGACCUGAAGGAUGACACCAUUCACCUGCUGGACAGCAAGGGGAAACCGCUCCCAUUUACUUACACCCUCAAUCAGCCGAACGCCGUGGCCGUCGACAACCGGGGAUAUAUCUGGGUCGGCGACCUACACAAGAUUCGUAUUAUGAAAUAUGUCUGAGGCAAGCUCAUCCACGGCCGCAUUAGUUAUUGUGUUCUCUAACAAAAAUGCACUGUCUAAAUGGUAAUUUUAAAAUGUGUGUUUUUAAAUGUGUGUGAAUACACCCGUUAGUUUUCUUUUCUUAUUAUACAUGUAUGUUACUUUAUUUAAACAAUAAUUCUUUUAAGUUAUGCGUGUUUUUGUACAUUUUAUUAGCAAUUCAGUAGUAAGACAGUA
This is a messenger RNA of Mya arenaria, 2523 nucleotides long. Its product is annotated as E3 ubiquitin-protein ligase TRIM71-like. Gene Ontology annotation, molecular function: zinc ion binding; ubiquitin-protein transferase activity. The transcript has 2 exons. Gene Ontology annotation, biological process: positive regulation of DNA-templated transcription. Bases 121 to 2307 code for a protein of 728 amino acids. NCBI's taxonomy places the organism in Eukaryota, Metazoa, Mollusca, Bivalvia, Myida, Myidae. The record is from RefSeq and is a predicted model, not a curated record. Gene Ontology annotation, cellular component: nucleoplasm; chromatin.